Molecule: messenger RNA, 1196 nt
Organism: Notothenia coriiceps (black rockcod)
Lineage: Eukaryota; Metazoa; Chordata; Actinopteri; Perciformes; Nototheniidae
Gene: tbx22
Product: T-box transcription factor 22
Exons: 6
Coding region: 5-1096 (363 amino acids)
Biological process (GO): regulation of transcription by RNA polymerase II; positive regulation of DNA-templated transcription; cell fate specification
Cellular component (GO): nucleus; chromatin
Molecular function (GO): RNA polymerase II cis-regulatory region sequence-specific DNA binding; DNA-binding transcription factor activity, RNA polymerase II-specific
Source: RefSeq, a predicted model, not a curated record
GAGAAUGUUCCCCUCUGUGCGCGUCAAAGUGCGCAACCUUGACCCGAGCCAGCAGUACUACAUCGCGAUGGACGUCAUGCCCGUGGAUUCCAAACGCUACAGGUAUGUGUACCACAGCUCGCAGUGGAUGGUGGCGGGGAACACGGACCACUCCUGCAUCUCCCCGCGGCUCUACGUGCACCCGGACUCCCCGUGCGCGGGAGAGACGUGGAUGCGUCAGGUGAUCAGCUUCGACCGGGUCAAACUCACCAACAACGAGAUGGACGAUAAGGGGCAUAUCAUUCUCCAGUCGAUGCACAAAUACAAGCCACGUGUGCACGUCAUCAGGCACGACCCUCGCAUGGACCUGUCGCAGAUCCAAUCGCUGCCUGCUGAGGGAGUGCACAGCUUCUCCUUCCCUGAAACGGAGUUCACCACAGUCACAGCCUACCAGAACCAACAGAUCACAAAACUGAAGAUCGACAGGAACCCGUUCGCCAAGGGCUUCAGAGAUCCAGGAAGGAAUAGGGGAGUGUUGGAUGGCCUUUUGGAGUCCUAUCCCUGGAGAGGCCCUCUCAGCUUGGACUUCAAGCCGUUCACCAUACAGCUCCAAGGGAGCUCGGGGUCGCCGACCAGCAGUAUAAAGACUCUUCUCCCCCUCUCCUCUUCUUCUCCCCUACACCCGUUCCCCGUCUCUGCGCUCUCCUGCCACGAUUCCGCUCUCCACACCCUCACUCUGCCUCUCUACGGAAAGACCUCCACGGCCUCUCCGCUGCCCAGUAGGGCCUUCUCCUCCCUGGGAGUAGACAGACUGAGAGGCCUGCCCCCGCUACCAGACCUUCCUUUCCUCUCAGCGCUUCAGCCAAAGAAACCUCUCCAAUGUAGGGACCCAUGUCCGGGGAGCCUCUUCCCCCUCCACGGCCCCUUCGGUCCUCACGGGCCUUCUCUGCUCCCUCAUCUCUCUGACACUGCAGGCCCUUACUGUUUCUACCGCUACAGCUUCCCCCUGAACCCCCAACUCACAGCUCUUUCCCGGCACGCCAAACUAUCCGAAGACACCACAGACUGUCUGCUGCGCCCGUCUCCGUGGCACCCGACCACCAACCACUGCCUCUGACAGCUGGACCGCACUUUCAGGCUCCGGCCCAUUGAGUGUUACGAGCCAGAGCUUAUUGCAACAACACAGAGAGGCCUUAUGCUCCAUUCGAGAAGGACUC